This is a messenger RNA of Ostrea edulis (European flat oyster), 1506 nucleotides long. Its product is annotated as N-acetyllactosaminide beta-1,6-N-acetylglucosaminyl-transferase-like. NCBI's taxonomy places the organism in Eukaryota, Metazoa, Mollusca, Bivalvia, Ostreida, Ostreidae. The transcript is spliced from 4 exons. Gene Ontology annotation, cellular component: membrane. The coding region runs from base 125 to 1495 and encodes 456 amino acids. Gene Ontology annotation, molecular function: acetylglucosaminyltransferase activity. The record is from RefSeq and is a predicted model, not a curated record.
UUUUAAUACGUGUCAAGUGCGCUUGCUGAUUGUUUCCGCGUGAGUGCGGGAUCUUUUUUUUUUUCUCUAUAUGUUUACAUCGUAGAUCAUUUAGCCACGUGGAGUAUUGUCUCAGCGCAGACAGAUGCGUUAUCCCGGGACUGUACUUACCAAACCACUUAUCGUGGGAUUGGGGGUGGUGGUCUUGAUAUUCUUUAUCAUCAACAUCUCCUAUGACAUCGAGAAAAAGCGAGAGGUCGAAAAAAGGCGGGAAAAGAGAAGACAUCACAAAAAACAAAACCUAGACAAUUUGUUAUUUCAUCCAAAGAAAAUAAGUAACGGUCGAAAGGCAAUUGGCAAUCUCGAUUGGCAUGGCGGUGACGUCAUACCGAAAUUCUUCCGAAAAAAUGUGAAGGAGAUGGUAAUGAACUGCGAAUCUUUGUUCAGAGGGUCAGUUGUCGCUUUAUCCCGAGCGAAACAUACACAGCAUCACAGAAAGGCUAUCUCAACAUCGAAAUAUAAUAUCCUCACCAAAAAGUGUGCCAAGUUUAAAUACUACCGCAGUUACAUCACAGGACCGCUUACAACCAAAGAAAACAACAACCCAAUAGCUUACAGUAUAAUCAUGAAGGACUCCGUUUUUCAGUUCGAGACUUUACUCCGGUCCAUAUACAGACCCCAGAACUAUUAUUGUAUCCACAUCGACAAAAAUAGUCCCAAUGAGAUACGGCAAGCGGUCCAAAACAUAGCCAGAUGUUUUCCAAACAUUUUUACCGUCAGUGUCGCUCCUAGCGUCACCAGGGGAACACUGUCCCAUUUGCAGGCAGAACUCGGCUGUUUACGGGUUCUCUUGAAGCACAGUAAAUGGAACUACUUCAUUAAUUUGUCCGAGAACGAUUUCCCACUGAAAAUCAAUAGAGAUAUAGUGGACAUUUUGAUGUCACUGAGAGGCGCUAAUAGCAUUCCUGGAACUCCAAUAGAUUCACAGACGGAGAAAAACGCUGGAAAGUUACCUUCAGGAGUCAAACCUUUCUCGGGGGAAGGUGACGUCAUCAUGAAUAGAGGGACCGCCCACUUUUCUGUCAAUCAUCCGUAUGCGCAAUCUGUGUUGUCCUGGGCAGAGAAAACAACACAUCCUCAACAUACGUUUUAUGCAACUUUGAAUUACAACCCGCAGCUUAAGAUCAAGGGAUCAUACAAAGGUCCAACGGAUUAUCCACAUCUUCGUAACCAACUACACAUUGCUAAAUUUGUGGACGCAAAAAAUGCAUCAACUCAUGCGUGUCACGGGUCAAGGUCAUUCCACGGUUACUGCACGUUUGGGAUAGGAGAUUUACCAUACCUCGUGAACCGGAAGGAGUUAUUUGCCUACCGCUUCCGGUGGGACACUGACGAUCUUGUUUUGCAGUGCAUGGAACAAUGGAUCUAUCAACGAUCCAAAAAGCAGUUCAUGUAUCCCCAAGAUUAUGAUUUAUCGUUUUACAGAAAUCUAGACAUAGUAAUGAAUAAAAUUUGAUGGUGGUGUUA